Messenger RNA from Porites lobata, 417 nucleotides. Lineage: Eukaryota; Metazoa; Cnidaria; Anthozoa; Scleractinia; Poritidae. The record is from the annotation of a GenBank genome assembly.
AUGGGACCAAGUGGAACAGACACUGAUCACAGGAACUGGAAACAAUGCGCGUGGAAGAGCGACGACGCCAGUGAUAUUGGACUGAUCAAGGUAAGAUGAUUUUAAAAUUAGCGCCAUCAACGGCUCCAGUCAACUUUGGUUUUGUUAGAUACUAAGAAUGUGCAUUUACAAAGGAUGGUAUAUUCUUGUCCACUGGUAUCCUUACGGGAUGAAAAAUGUCGUUUAAGUAAACAAGAAAACCAAUAAUGGAGUUUUGAUUUUUUGUUGCAGGAUUGUUCCCUCAAUAAAACCAAGGAUGAUACUGCCCUCCUUGUUGUUUUCCAGGGAAAUUUCUAUUUGACAGGAUGUGGCGGCUGCUGCAAGAGAUGGUUCAUCACUUUUAACGGCGCCGAGUGCAGUGCUCCCCCUGCCUAUUGA